AUGGUACUCUUUUUGCAGCCAGAUUCAAAAAUGCCUACCGGUGAAGAUAUUGACAAGUAUAUAAGUGCAGAACUUCCUGAUAAAGAUCUGGAACCGUACUUGUACGAAGUUGUAGGAGAUUCUAUGAUACAUGGGCCAUGCGGACCUGCUAAUAAAGCCAAUGUAUGUAUGAUUGAUGGCAAGUGUUCUAAAUUCUUUCCCAAACCUUUUAGUGCAGUCACUAAAGUUGAUGCUGGAUUUCCUAUUUACAAACGGAGGGAAGAUGGAAGAAUGGUUCACAAGAAAGGGUUUGACUGUGAUAAUAUAUAUGUUGUUCCAUACAAUAAGGAUCUAUCACUUCGUUACCGUGCUCAUAUUAACGUUGAAUGGUGCAACCAAACACGCUCUAUCAAGUACCUUUUCAAGUAUAUUACUAAGGUACCUGACUAUGUGAAUGCAUCCGUAGGAAGAGACGACGGCAAUGAUGAUAUUGUUGAUGAAAUAAAGAAACACUAUAGCUGCAGAUACGUAUCCGCAUGUGAAGGUACUUGGAGAACUCUUGCGUUUCCUACUCACUAUCGGACUACACCAGUAGAAAAACUAUCAUUCCAUCUCCCAGGUCAACAACUGGAUGUUUACAAUGAAGAUGACCCUGUUGAAGAAAUACUAAACCGAAUUUCUGUCGGGAAGUCAAAGUUUGUAGCCUGGAUGGAGGCCAAUAAGAUAUAUCCAGAAGCAAAAAAUCUCACUUAUGCAGACUUCCCAUCGUACUUUGUCUGGCAUCUAAAAACCAGAAUGUGGAAACCAAGGCGGAGGGGUUUUGCAAUCGGAAGGAUCACUUAUGUGCCACCAUCUUUAGGUGAAGUGUAUUAUUUAAGGGUUUUGCUAAAUAUAGUCAAAGGUCCAACAAGCUUUGAAGAGAUAAAAACAGUAUACGGCAUAAUCCACGAGAAAUUCAAAGAUGCAUGUUAUGCAUUGGGUUUGCUGGAUGAUGAUAGAGAAUACAUUGAAGCUAUUAAAGAAGCAAGUCUUUGGAGCUCUAGAAAGUAUCUACGAAGGUUGUUUUCUGUAAUACUGCUAUCAAAGAGUGUCACAACUCCAGAAAAUGUAUGGAAUGCUACUUGGGAAAUACUAUCUGAGGAUAUAUUAUAUAACCAGAGAAAAAAGAAGAAGAAUCCCCGUAAGAUACAUUUAAUACCAAAAUUAUUUUUAAUAAUAUAUCUAUUAGCUUGAUGUCACCAAGCUUAUGUCCAAAGUGUUGAAUUCCAUCUUUUAUUUUUCUUACAGAUUUGACUUUAUCAGAAGAUCAAAUUAAGAGCUUAGCUUUGUGGGAGAUUGAAUCGCUCCUGCGUAUCAAUGGAAGUUCAUUGGAAAAAUUGCUGCACUGCUUUUGCCAGGUGGCCGGACAGCUCACUCAAGAUUUGGAAUACCAAUUAAUGUACACGAUUUUACAACAUGUACAAUGACAAAGGGUUCAGAUUAAGCAGAAUUGGUACAACAAGCUAAGCUCAUAAUUUGGGAUGAAGCUCCCAUGAUGUGCAGACACUGUUUCGAAACUUUAGACAGAAGCUUGCGUGACAUAAUGGGAUGCAAUGAGCCUUUUGGAGGUAAAGUUGUUGUUUUUGGAGGAGACUUUAGACAUAUUCUACCGGUAGUUACAGAUGAUGGUAGAGUAGAGACUGUUUUGGCUUCUCUGAAUUCAUCAUAUCUGUGGAAUAGCUGCAAGGUUCUAAGACUUACAAAAAACAUGAGACUUAUGGCAGGAAUUACUGAUAGUGAAGCUAAAGAACUUGAAGCUUUUUCUAAGUGGAUUCUAGAUAUCGGUGAUGGAAAUAUCAAUCAACCAAAUGAUGGAGAGGUUGAGAUUGAUAUUCCUGAAGAUUUGCUGAUAACUGAGUGCGAAAAUCCUAUAGAAGCCAUAGUGAACGAAGUUUACGGAACAUCAUUUGCAGAAAAACGAGAUCCCAAGUUUUUUAAGGAAAGAGCUAUAUUGAGUCCACGGAAUCAAGAUGUUGAUAGUACUAACGAGUAUAUGCUAUCACAACUAUCAGGUAGCAUUUUGGUUUUUAAAAUAUUAAAUUUUGUUGCUAAAAUCAAGGCAUGUAAUCUUAUUUACGCUGAUUUAUAUUGUAAACAGGUGAAGAAAAAAUCUAUCUCAGUUCUGAUGGUAUAGAUAAAUCUGACAAAGGACCGAAGGAUACCAUGUGUUACUUUCAAGAGUUUCUAAAUAGCAUCAAGAUCUCUGGAUUGCCAAACCACUCUUUGAAGUUAAAGGUUGGUGCAAUAAUUAUGCUACUUAGGAACAUUGAUCCUCAAGGUGGUUUAUGUAAUGGUACAAGGCUGCAAAUUACUCAGUUGGCUGAUCAUGUUAUUGAGGCUAGAAUGAUAACGGGUAAUAGGACUGACAGAGAAGGUGGUGAAAGGGUCAAAAUACCAAGGAUGUUUGUAUCUCCGCCAGAAACGAGAUUCCCUUUCAGGAUGCGUCGUAGACAAUUCCCAGUUGCGGUUUCUGUCGCAAUGACCAUAAAUAAAAGUCAAGGUCAAACACUAGAAAAAGUUGGGUUGUAUCUUCCAAGACCAGUUUUUAGUCAUGGACAAUUGUAUGUUGCUGUUUCAAGAGUAAAGUCAAGAUCAAGACUGAAAAUUCUUAUCACGGAUAAACACGGUAAGCCUAAAAAAAACCAUGAAUGUCGUGUACAAGGAGAUCUUUCAAAACAUUGACUAAGUUUUAGUUUUUUUUUCAAGGCGUAUGGUCACUUUUUUGAUUAAUACAUAGAUUUUUUUUUAUAUUUUAGCAACUGAACGUGGUAUUAAUGAUCAUUAUAGUAUUUGAGGCUA
Messenger RNA from Brassica napus (rape), 2817 nucleotides. RefSeq lists its product as uncharacterized. NCBI's taxonomy places the organism in Eukaryota, Viridiplantae, Streptophyta, Magnoliopsida, Brassicales, Brassicaceae. Bases 1 to 1212 code for a protein of 403 amino acids. The transcript has 2 exons. The record is from RefSeq and is a predicted model, not a curated record.